This is a messenger RNA of Puccinia graminis f. sp. tritici CRL 75-36-700-3, 465 nucleotides long. RefSeq lists its product as uncharacterized. The transcript has 4 exons. NCBI's taxonomy places the organism in Eukaryota, Fungi, Basidiomycota, Pucciniomycetes, Pucciniales, Pucciniaceae. Gene Ontology annotation, biological process: nucleotide-excision repair; double-strand break repair via homologous recombination; DNA replication. The record is from RefSeq and is a predicted model, not a curated record. Gene Ontology annotation, cellular component: chromosome, telomeric region; site of double-strand break; DNA replication factor A complex. The coding region runs from base 1 to 465 and encodes 154 amino acids.
AUGUCCACUUACGCCUCGCGCUGCACAGAUGGGGACGAUUACGGAGGUGGUGGAGGAGGAGGGUUCAUGCAAGGCGAGCUAGCGACGAGCAGCUCAAAAUACGCGCAUCUCAACGAUCGACUUGCAUCAAUCGACUUACCUCCGUUCCUCCACAAUAGCAAUACACCCGGGGGCACCGGCCGUGUCGACCAAGCUCUACAGCCCGUGACGAUCAAACAAGUGCUGGAUGCCGAAGCCUCAAACUCCGACUCGGCAAUUUCGAUCCAAGAUAUCGAUGUCACUAAUGUCUCGUUCUGUGGAGUGGUUCGUGAUAUUGUCAGGAACGCAACCAACGUACUGUUGCAGGUCGGAGAUGGAACAGGCGGAAUCGAAGCCCGAAAGUGGAUCGAUUCGAGCGAUGGGGAGAGCGAAGGGUUCGAGGCUGAGACGGGAAUUCAGUUUCAAUUCGAGAUUGGGUACGAGUGA